AAAUCAUGUAAAUCGUUCCUCUCUUCGGCGGGGCUCCUCCUCCUUGCCCUUCUCUAUCUUCCUCCUUUCUCGACCUCUUUCCUCGACCAUCCCCUCCAUCUCCUUCUCCAUCUCUAUCACUCCUCUCCUCGGAAUCAUCUCUACAUCUCUUCCUGCCUUUUCCUCUCACCCUGUCGUGAUAGACAAACUCCUUCAGAUAUCCUGCCCGAAUCAACCUCUCAAUCUCAUCUUUCAAAUGCCUGCAGUUUUCCGUAGUAUGGCCGUAAUCCUUGUGAAAUCGACAAUACAAAUCCGACCGGGGCCGAUGUGGACCGGUGAACCUU
Messenger RNA from Striga hermonthica, 323 nucleotides. The record is from the annotation of a GenBank genome assembly. Lineage: Eukaryota; Viridiplantae; Streptophyta; Magnoliopsida; Lamiales; Orobanchaceae.